AUGUUAUUAGAACGUCCUGAUGGACUUUAUACAUUUCGUUUACAUCGUGAACGUGUUUAUUAUUGCAGUGAAGCGAUUAUAAAAUAUGCCAGUAAUUUUCCUCGAAAAGAAUUACUCAGUUUUGGUACUUGUUUUGGUCGUUUUACUAAAACACGUAAAUUUCGUUUACAUAUAACAGCACUUGAUUUUAUUGCUCCAUAUGCAAAAUUUAAAGUAUGGCUUAAACCAAAUGCUGAACAACAAUUUCUUUAUGGACAUAAUGUUGUUAAAUCCGGCUUAGGACGUAUUACAGAAAAUACACCAAAAUAUCAUGGUGUUAUUGUGUACACAAUGAAUGAUGUACCAUUAGGGUUUGGUGUAGCGGCAAAAUCAACAAUUGAAUGUCGAGCAACUGAUCCAAUGGCUUUAGUUGUUUUUCACCAAGCUGAUGUUGGUGAAUUUCUUCGAAAUGAAGAUGCAUUAACAUAA
This is a messenger RNA of Rotaria sp. Silwood2, 468 nucleotides long. Lineage: Eukaryota; Metazoa; Rotifera; Eurotatoria; Philodinida; Philodinidae. The record is from the annotation of a GenBank genome assembly.